Acanthoscelides obtectus is the source of this 411-nucleotide messenger RNA. NCBI's taxonomy places the organism in Eukaryota, Metazoa, Arthropoda, Insecta, Coleoptera, Chrysomelidae. The record is from the annotation of a GenBank genome assembly.
AUGGCAGGAAAACUGGAACGGUGUGGUCCCAAAAACUACAUUGGAAAUAACCUGGUGGUAAACAUGGACCACAACAUGGAAAGCUUAGUUAUCGCAGGUAACAACUGCAACAUCUUGGUGAAAAGAAAUAAUGGCAAAUUGAAGAUUAUAGGCGACUGUUGUAAAGUUUCUGUCAACGACGGUGAUGGCACUAUCAGAUAUGUUGGAAAUGGAGGUGAAAUUUCAAUUGGAAUGGGGGUCUCCAAGGAUCUGGUGACUUAUACAGGAAAAUAUGGAAGCAUCAUCGAAUCGGAUCUAGUUGAACCUGCACAAAACUUAGUUUCAAUUAAGAAGAACGCUGGGUAUCGUGCUAGGAGCAGGUGUCAGAUUAUUGACAUUAGCCACGGUGUGGUGAUUAGACAUGUCUUGUGA